Molecule: messenger RNA, 947 nt
Organism: Physella acuta
Lineage: Eukaryota; Metazoa; Mollusca; Gastropoda; Physidae
Product: ras-like GTP-binding protein Rho1
Biological process (GO): small GTPase-mediated signal transduction
Molecular function (GO): GTPase activity; GTP binding
Source: RefSeq, a predicted model, not a curated record
GUGGAGUUAGAAAUAUGGGACACGGCGGGUCUGGAAGAUUACGACCGGUUACGUUCCCUGUCCUACCCCGAUACACAUGUCAUUCUGCUGUGCUACAGUAUAGACCAUCCUGUCAGUCUGGAGAACGUCUUGCACAAUUGGACGCCAGAGGUCAAACAUUUCUGUCCAAAUGUCCCGGUCAUCCUAGUUGGCAACAAGAAAGACCUGCGCAACGACCCACGGACCAUUGAGAACCUGGCUAGAUCCAAACAAAGUCCAGUCAAGGCUAAGGAGGGGCGAGCCAUGGCAGAUAGGAUUGGUGCAGCCGCUUAUGUUGAAUGUUCAGCUCACACGAAGAAUGGAAUUCAUGAAGUUUUUGAAGUAGCAACCAGACACGCCUUAAAUAUAAGCAAAAGUGGCAAGAGAAAGUUCAAAAAGUGUAGGAUACUUUGAACAUCUUUAAAAGAUUCUCAUGUAAUAUUUUGAAUUGUAAAAAAAAAAUCCUUUAAAGUGUUUUUCUCGAGCAAUAUGAAGGACUAUAAACAUUUUCCGAGGUCAAAUCCUAAAUUUACUUGGACGAGAUGAAAAAUCCUUUAGUUGACUUGACAAACAUUCCAUGAAUAUCAAGGAUUAAUUGUGACACACGUAAGAUAAUGUGUUGUGAAAUUGUAUGUGUGGAAUUAAAAUAUAAAUUCAUGACUUAAAGUAUGUAUGUGAUGAAAUCUUGAAUGUGACAUUUCAAAUGUGCUAUAUGAGGUAGUUUGGUGGAUGUAAGAGUAUGUGUGUUUUAAAAUGUAGAUCUAUAUGAGAUAUUUUGGUGGAUGUGAGAGUAUGUGUGUCUGACAUACUGAACAUAUGUGAAGUUUUAAAAUGCGAGAUGUUAUAAAUAUAAUGAAUAUGAGAUUAUGUGUGUGACAAACUAAACAUAUGUGACAUAAAAACAAGAUGUAUAUGUGGCUUAAUGUACG